Molecule: messenger RNA, 168 nt
Organism: Paramecium primaurelia
Lineage: Eukaryota; Ciliophora; Oligohymenophorea; Peniculida; Parameciidae
Source: the annotation of a GenBank genome assembly
AUGUUAAUGUAGACACAAGAUUUUUUUAAGAAAAUUGUUUAAUAUAUUAAGAUAUUUCAGCAUGUUCACUAUGUGAUUCAGGAUAUCAAUUAUAUUAAACUAAAUGUGUUUAAUCUUGCUCUAUUUAAUUCAAAAUUUUGUAUUGACUAUGAAGAUAUCUUUCCAUGA